CAUGAAAUAUGAGUUGAAAUAAUCAUUAAAUAAUUACUAUUUAUUGUUUUAUUUGAUAUAACAUUUCAAAUGGUGUUUAAAAGCGAUAGCAAAACGAGUCUAUAAUUAAAGUGUGAACUUAUUGUUAGUUUUAAAGCUUUUUUACUGCUGAAGACAAAGACAAGUGUCUCACAAGUGAUGUCCAAAGUGUCGUUUAAAGAGAGAGUGAUUUUAGUGGAUAUAUUGGCCGUAAUCUUCGGCAUCAGCUCAUGGGUCGAAGUGAAUGGCGUUUGGGUCGAGACACCCAUUUUGGUGCAGAGACUUCCGGAGGAAUGGAAUUUAGCCUCUUUUAUAGUAAUGAUCACUCAAUUGGCAAACAUCGGACCCAUUGUCUACUCUAUACUCAAAUUUAAAUUCACAUUAAAGUCUGUAGAAAAUCCUGCAAUACAUGUGACUCUAUUGAUUGGCGCCGUUUCGUGUCUUCUAUUGUCACUGUUUUGGGACCGAAUCAGUCUUAUUAAUGGAUCCCAACAUUCGGUGACAUUCCUUCUGUUGACGGCGUUGUUGGCGGUCGUCGACUGCACCACAUCUGUCCUCUACUUGCCAUUCAUGGCUCACUUCAAGUCCAAGUAUUUGAUGUCUUAUCUGAUCGGUCAGGGCUUGAGUGGACUCAUCCCCAGUAUUGUGGCCAUCAUUCAGGGUAUG
Messenger RNA from Medioppia subpectinata, 684 nucleotides. NCBI's taxonomy places the organism in Eukaryota, Metazoa, Arthropoda, Arachnida, Sarcoptiformes, Oppiidae. The record is from the annotation of a GenBank genome assembly.